AUGUGUCUAAGAAAUAAAACAGAAAGCAACAACACAGGCACAUCCCACUGGCUCGAUCCCAGGUUAGCGAGAGUACGUAAACAUUCCCUCGGAGAGUGCAGUGAAGACGAACUACCUUACGGAUGGGAGAGAGUGACCGACGAAAGAUAUGGUUCUUACUAUGUUGACCAUAUCAAUAGGAGGACACAGUAUGAGAAUCCAGUUCUGCAAGCCAGGAGACUACGAGCAGAAAAGCUUGCAGCAGAGAAUAGUGCGAACAACCAAGUCAACGGAUCAUCGUCCACUAGUGAACUUCGAGGAGAACGGUUUACUCUCACGCUGACCAAAGGACCACAGGGUCUCGGUUUCACCCUCAUCGGCGCGGAAGGCAUACCAGAGGCGGAGGGCUACUUGCAGAUCAGGAGUAUCGUUCCACAUAGUCCUGCUUGGAUUGAUGGUGCGCUGCAGCCGGGCGACGUGCUGGUGGGGGUGGGCGGGUGCGCGGUGCGGGGGCUGUCGCACGCGCAGGUCGCGCAGACGUUCCAGUCCAUCGCGCCCGGCACUGACGUCACACUGCACGUCGUCAGAGGUCACCACUCAUUACAGUUAUUCGGUAUCGGAUAUCCACUGUCGUUUGAUUCCGAAGACCCCAACACUCGCGUGUUGAGUACACUAGCAGUGGAAGCUAAUGCCCCGCCUACGGCCGACGCGGUGGCGAUGCAACAACUAACCAGAGCCUUGAGGACCAGAUUCAACUUGGAGUCUCCGAAGCAUGAAGCGAGCCCCGCGCUAGAUGAACCCGACGGCCCCUACAUGGAGCCCUCCGCAAGAUGCUCCUCCGCCGACAUCCUCGCCUUAGGGGAGCAUCAUUCGCGGGACCCCAGCGUGAACAAUAAUGAGCAGGGUCGAGAACUGGUGCUCACUCUCAGGAGGGGGGCCGCUGGGUUCGGAUUCACUAUAGCGGACAGCGUCCACGGACAGAAAGUUAAGAAGGUGUUAGACAGAAGCAGAUGUGCUGGGCUACGUGAAGGUGAUCUCCUGUUGCAGAUCGGUGAUACGGAUGUUAGACAUUCACCUCAUCAACAUGUCGUACAGGUGCUGAAGGAGUGCCCGUCGCUGCAGUCGACGCAGCUGCGCGUGUGGCGCCGCCCCGCGCGCCCGCCGCGCGCCCGCUCCGCCUCGCGCGCGCACCACGCCCACGCGCACGCACUCGACCACGCUGCUCCCACCAGUAACCAAAUGGGCAGAAGCAAAACCCCCACUGCGGAACAGCUGCGUUCCUCAUCACUACACGCGCAGGAACACAUGCACGAUUUGCACAACGGAAUGAACUCUGAAGUGACGUACGCAGUGCCCGAGCACAAGGGGCGCGAUCGCGAGUCGCUGAUCGACCGGCGCAGGCGCAGCAGCACCCCCGGCGGCCGCCUCACGCUGCCCGCCGUCACGCCCUGGGUGGACGUGCCCGCACAGGGCCACGCCCACUGGCCCGACGGGGACGGCUGGGUGGACAACUCCAACGUCAGGAAUUGGGCCGAGAGUGCGCACAACUGGGACCAGGGGGCGAACGGCAACUGGGACGCCAACCAGGACAGGUGGGCCAACGGCAACUGGGGGGAAGUGCCCACGCCCACUGUACACGUCGACAUGAACGCCGCCUACUGGAGGGGGAAUGCUAGUGUCGCCGACAGCAGCGAUAACGGAGGUUUCCCAGAAGACGGUAUGCUCCAUUCCCCCACCACUGCAGCUGUAGGUGGACUCGCGCAUCGACAGUCUCCGUCCACUAGUCGAAUGGGACCACAUUCACCUUCAAAUUCGACAGAUCGUCUACGCAGCCAUUCGCCUUCGACUAAUAGUGCCACAGAUCGGCUGUUAGGCAAUUCACCAUCAGGAAGACUUCAGAGCCAAUCACCAUCUAAUAACUCCUCCACGAGUCGAGUCAAGGGAUCACCGCUCAGAUUGCGUGAUUCAUCACCGCCCAGACACAUGGAGUCGCCGGGGUCGAGGCGGUCGCCGUGCUACCAGGACGGCGUGCAACCACAGAACACUGUAUACGUCGCCAACUACCCACAGGUGGAGGCGGGCGGCGGGCGCGCGGACCCGGAGGCGGACGUGACGGUGCGCCUGGCGCGGGGCGGGGCCGGCUUCGGGUUCCGCAUCGUGGGCGGCACCGAGGACGGCAGCCGCGUCGCCGUCGGGCACGUCGUGCCGGGCGGUCCGGCGGACGGUCUGCUGCGGCCCGGGGACCUGCUGACGUCCGUGGACGGCGUGCCGCUGGCGGGCGCCACGCACGCGCGCGCCGUGCACUACGUGUGCCAGGCCGCCGCCAGGGGGCACGUGACACUCGGCGUCCGGCACAAUCGAGCCGAUAUCCAACCUCUAGGUUUGCCCACGAUGAGCGCUCCGCAUCCACACCAAACGUUAUUAGCUGGUGAACCGUCAGUGCAUCACAUGCCGCCCGCCUCAUACAACAUACUACACCCGGCGCCGAUGUAUCCUCCCGCGCCUCAUCUACCCAUAUGGAAUAAAAUAGAGAAAUGGGUUGUGCGUCAUUUAAAUGUGGAUCGGUGGGAGUUAACGACUGAAGAUGCAGCCGCGACCAAUGGAAUAGUUUCAAAGAUUGGACAUUUUGAAAUCAAUAUAUCAAUAUUAGAGCAAUAUGUCGUAAGGUACGGCGGCGUCCAGUACGAGGGGGCCGGGGGCGGGGGCGGGUGGGGCGUGGCGCCGUACGACGUGACGGUGACGCGCGCGGAGGGGGAGGGCUUCGGGUUCGUGGUCAUCUCCUCCACCAACAAGGCCACCAGCACUAUCGGUGAGAUAUUAUUACAAUCGUAA
Messenger RNA from Diatraea saccharalis (sugarcane borer), 2811 nucleotides. NCBI's taxonomy places the organism in Eukaryota, Metazoa, Arthropoda, Insecta, Lepidoptera, Crambidae. The record is from the annotation of a GenBank genome assembly.